UUUCUUUUCAAAACUACCUUUAUUUAUACAAACAAGAACAUUCGAUGGACAGACGAGAAGAUGAAGCGAAAACAGCGGAAUCCUGUACCCCAUAACCAGGCAGUUUGUGUUACAGUCACAAAAGGUGCCUCACCUGAGGUAACAGGGUUAUCAGGCUACAGAGAAGAAUUACCUAGCAGCUGGGAGCAGAGCAGGAAAAGAGAAUCAGCAAUGGAGAAUGAGAGAUUUGGUGUGGUGAGAGAUUCCAUGGAAGAUAACACUCUCCUGCAAAGGGCUCAACUUGGUACAGUCCGGCGAGCCAGUUACCCUCUGCCAGGGGCAGAUUUCACUUAUGGAGUUAAAUCAUAUAUUCAGGAUGGAGGCGUGGCAUUAGCCCUAGGUCAGUGGAACUCCAUCGAGGCUAAAACUCGCCUACGGAAACUAGAGCGCGAUUAUGUUGCCCUGAACCGCGAGGCGGUGAAAUCCGGCCUAGUCACUGCCCAUGAGCAUCAAGUGUACCGCAACCACCACCAGAUCUGGCGCCCCCUUCAUGAAGGAUGCACCAAACCUCAGGGACUCAACUUGCCCACCAACAUGACCUUUGGCAUAAGCACAAGGCCGUCCACUCCCAUUGGGGAUCUCCUGGAUCACCGAUACCAGCGCCUGUGGGUGGAACAGCAGAGAGUCGCUCAGGAAGCCCUCUUGCUCAAGUCCAAGGAGAAGAUCAAGAAAAGCAAAGUGCAGAACACACGGACGUCGCUGCUCCGCAGAUAUCAGCCUCCCGGAGACCCGGCUCCUCUGUGGCACUUGCCGCGCUUUGAGAAGGUUGCCGCACACCUCGACACCUUCCGGACCCCGGAGCUGCGCCAGAAAGCCUUCAGUGCCCACCAUUCCGAUGCCGUAGCUCGCAGAGGUCUCCAUGGAUUGGGUAUUUACAACAUCAGCUGAGAGAGCGCUGCCACUGGAAGACAGAAAACGCACGGGCUGUAAUAUGCAGUUUGUCUUUUUAUAGUGAGAAAACAUUUCAAAUAAAUUAUUCCAUGUGCAGAA
Messenger RNA from Xenopus tropicalis (tropical clawed frog), 1029 nucleotides. It is a transcript of the gene cfap77, whose product is annotated as cilia and flagella associated protein 77. Lineage: Eukaryota; Metazoa; Chordata; Amphibia; Anura; Pipidae. The transcript has 7 exons. The record is from RefSeq and is a predicted model, not a curated record. The coding region runs from base 61 to 927 and encodes 288 amino acids.